AUGCGUAUGCAUUCGCAUGGUGCAAAUUAUGUCGGCAGUGUGCAUUGGGCGGCCAUUCUUGACAGCAUCUCUGAGCUGAAGGAUCACUACCAGGAGGAAGAGGAAGCGAGGGUGCUGACCACUAAUGAUUAUCUGCUGCCUGAUAUUCUUGCCUCAAUACCGGCAAGGCCCGUGGUAGACCGCAUGGUCGGACGACACUUCAAUGCACAAGGCCUCACGCCACGUAUGUACAUACCUUUUGAUCUCAAUGUUUACGAAAGUUUUUGGAAGGAUCCAGAUACUACCUCUUUUACCUAUAUCGGCCUUUUAUUUAGUAUCAUGUGUCUCUCGGUGCAAAGUAACCAGUUGAGUGAGGACCCGGCAGACCCGGAAGCUUUGAUGCGCGUUUAUCUAUUCCGCGAACGAACUGUUCAGUGUCUUGUUCUGGGCCAGUUCACCAGAGGAGGUGCGUAUGUACUUGAAACUAUAAUUAAUUAUUGCACUAGUGAGGUUCUUCUGUGCAAAGACGCAGAUAUUGGACUCUGGCUGCUACUUGGCAUGCUCGUACAACUUGCCUUGAGCCAAGGCUAUCAUCGAGACCCUCGAAACUUUCCGAAAAUUUCUCCGUUUGACGGCGAGAUGCGUCGGCGUGUCUGGGCGGCCGUUAGACAGAUAGACUUGCGACUAUCAAGCCAGAUGGGACUGCCACGUCUCCUUCAAUCACAACAGUACGACACUGCCGACCCGCGCAACCUAUUAGACUCGGAUUUCGAUGAAACCACUGUCGAGAUACCACCAUCGCGCUCAGAUACUGAAGUGACACCAGUUCUCUACGUGUUGGCAAAGAACAGAAUCGAUAGCGUCGGUGGGCUAAUUGGUGACCUCGUUGCUGACACACGGAAGCACCCGUACUCAGAGAUCAUGGAUUUAGACCAAAAGCUGCAAGAUGCUGAGGCCUCACUGCCGUCAAUUUUCCGAUGGCAGCCUCUCAGCCAGCCAUUCAUGGUGCCUCCUCUGAUCGUCUUGCAUCGCGUGUGGCUUCAAAUCGCCGUCCAGCGGCUAACUAUUUGUCUGCAUCGCAAGUAUCUCGCGCCACCGUAUACCGAGCUGCGUUAUAAGUAUUCACGAAAUUCAUGUGUGCAGGCCGCUAUCAAAAUGCUCGAGUAUCAGCGUCUUAUCGAUGAAGAGACGCAGCCAGAUGGACAGCUGCAUUCCGUUCGUUGGGUUUCCUCCUCGUUGUUGCAGACAACGUUCCUGCUGGGUAUGAGUGUACUUUGUUACUACGUACAGCUAGCAAAAACCACGCCAGAUCUGUCAUUAGGUCAAGAAACCGACACGAAGAUUUAUGACUUAUUGAGAGAUACAUAUCCGAUGUGGUUGCGUUCAAGCAUCGUGUCUAGGGAUGCCCGAGAUGCAGUUGAGCGUCUGAGGCGUCUAUUGGGACUACCAAAUCAACAAGACAGCGGAAAAUUUGCACAAGAAGAAUGCAUUGCCAACUUUACCGUAGCAUUUGAUGCUGACUUCCUCACUCUAGAAGCGGGUGGGUCGUCUUCUGGGGUGUUUUCAUGA
This is a messenger RNA of Talaromyces proteolyticus, 1548 nucleotides long. Its product is annotated as fungal-specific transcription factor domain protein. The coding region runs from base 1 to 1548 and encodes 515 amino acids. Gene Ontology annotation, molecular function: zinc ion binding; DNA binding. Gene Ontology annotation, cellular component: nucleus. Gene Ontology annotation, biological process: DNA-templated transcription. The transcript is spliced from 4 exons. The record is from RefSeq and is a predicted model, not a curated record. Lineage: Eukaryota; Fungi; Ascomycota; Eurotiomycetes; Eurotiales; Trichocomaceae.